Messenger RNA from Apodemus sylvaticus (European woodmouse), 3678 nucleotides. RefSeq names its product TNF receptor superfamily member 19 (gene Tnfrsf19). NCBI's taxonomy places the organism in Eukaryota, Metazoa, Chordata, Mammalia, Rodentia, Muridae. Gene Ontology annotation, biological process: positive regulation of canonical NF-kappaB signal transduction; positive regulation of JNK cascade. The transcript is spliced from 9 exons. Bases 7 to 1257 code for a protein of 416 amino acids. The record is from RefSeq and is a predicted model, not a curated record. Gene Ontology annotation, cellular component: plasma membrane. Gene Ontology annotation, molecular function: signaling receptor activity; protein binding.
AGAGCCAUGGCAUUCAAGGUCCUAUCUGUACCCAGGACAGUGCUCUUUGCUGCUGUUCUCCUCCUGGUCCACUGGUCAUGUAAAGUGAAUUGCGAAACCGGAGAUUGCAGACAGCAAGAAUUCAAGGAUCAAUCUGGAAACUGUGUCCUCUGCAAACAGUGUGGACCUGGCAUGGAGUUGUCCAAGGAAUGUGGCUUCGGCUACGGGGAGGAUGCAGAGUGUGUGCCCUGCAGGCUGCACAGGUUCAAGGAAGACUGGGGCUUCCAGAAGUGUAAGCCCUGUGUGGACUGUGCACUGGUGAACCGCUUCCAGAGGGCCAACUGCUCACACACCAGCGAUGCUGUCUGCGGGGACUGCUUGCCGGGAUUCUACCGGAAGACCAAACUGGUUGGUUUUCAAGACAUGGAGUGUGUGCCCUGCGGAGACCCACCUCCUCCCUAUGAACCACACUGUACCAGCAAGGUAAAUCUGGUGAAGAUCUCAUCGACCGUCUCCAGCCCUCGGGACACGGCCCUGGCUGCAGUCAUCUGCAGUGCUCUGGCCACGGUGUUGCUAGCCCUGCUCAUCCUGUGCGUCAUCUACUGCAAGAGGCAGUUCAUGGAGAAGAAGCCCAGCUGGUCUCUGCGGUCACAGGACAUUCAGUACAAUGGCUCUGAGCUGUCAUGCUUUGACCAGCCUCGGCUCCGCCACUGUGCCCAUAGAGCGUGUUGUCCGUAUCACCGGGACUCAGCCCCGACAUAUGGGCCUGUUCACCUGAUUCCGUCCUUGUGCUGCGAGGAGGCCCGAAGCUCUACCCGAGCUGUGCUUGGCUGUGGGCUGCAUUCUCCGGCUACCCUUCAGGAGAGAAAUGCAGCUUCUGUGGGGGACACGAUGCCAGCUUUCUUCGGGUCUGUUUCCCGUUCCGUCUGCGCUGAGUUUUCUGAUGCCUGGCCUCUGAUGCAGAAUCCUCUGGGCGGGGACAGCUCUCUCUGUGACUCUUAUCCUGAACUCACUGGAGAAGAUAUCAAUUCCCUCAAUCCGGAAAAUGAAAGCUCAACAUCUCUGGAUUCCAGUGGUGGCCAGGAUCUAGCUGGGACAGCUGCUCCAGAGUCUUCUGGAAAUGCUUCAGAAACUACUUACUCACCUAGAUAUGGUGAGAUUGAUACGGCCUGGGAGCAGACCCUACCUCAGGAUGCUCAAAGGACUCCAAGCCGAGGUGGCUGGGAAGGCAGUGGAAGCCUGAGUCUAGCCACGCCCACAGCCCUCCAGGAUGCCUGAAGGCCAUCUUCCUGAUGUGGAGGUGUAGGUCUGGACACUCCUGUAGUGAGACCUACGGACUAAGCAGUCUUGACCUUAUGGUGUCUGGAAGCAAAAAUAACUCUGAACCAAACUGGCAUCAUUUCCAUCCUUUCAGCCACUCGCUUCUGAGCCAGACCAGCUGUAAGCUGAAACCCCAGCGAGAAGCAAGGAGAGACUGGAGGCGGCCUCUGGACCUGCACACUUCCCCUAACCGAGAACCUUAGCUGGGGCCGAUUUGAAGGACCCAUGGGUGGAAUGUGCUGCCUGUGAGAUUGUGGGCACGGCAGGACCCAGCCUGGCUCCUUCUUACGUUCAUGGUGAAUGUGGUUUCACAGACCCAGAGUAUAAACUUUCAUAGACAUUCUCUUUUAGAAAUACUCCAUUACCCUGUGAAAAAGCCUUAGUAGAUGACUUUUUUAGAUUUUAGGCAGAGCUCUGGGGGGGUUUCUGUUGAGGAAAGGCACUUUCUAAUCAGCAGAAUGGUAUACUUCGGUGGUUUGAAGGGGCUUCAUAGCCCUGCCUGAACUGUAGUUUGGUGACGUCGACCGGCCUAUCUGUUACGAACAGUUCCUUUGGUCUCCACCCCAUAAAUGUACAACAGCAUUGACAGGAGGGAGGCCUGGGUUAUUGAAAGUGACUGUGAAUGUGGUUAAGAAUGUAGCAGGUGAGAGGGGAGCUACAAGGGGAGAGCGCAUCACGGUAAAGUGUGAACACCUACUGUGCAUAUCCCGAAGCCUGACUGUGAGUGUUCAGACUGGCGACUGUGGAUGCUUGUGAUAGUGUUGCCCUGUCCUGAGCUUCCAAGGCCCAUAUUUCUUAUAUAGAACGGAGAUAUUGAGUAUUGUAAUCCGUGAUCUAGACCUGAGCUUACACAAAAGGCUUCAGCACACCGAGCGCACUUCUAAAGAACCUUUCAGUGAGAACACAAUGCAUGGAGAAGCAUGGUUGGCCCAGUUUGGGAGGACAGGGUCCCUGGUGCCAUCUAGUCUAACCACGGCUUUGUAGGGGUGCCGUGUAAGGUAUUCCCUCUUCUUCCAUGACGGCAUUUACCUUCCAGAACAAUCUCUAAGGCUAAGGAAGAGGUGGGCCUCGUUUUCUCUUCCUCCUUUGCCCUGUGGCUUCACUGAGCAGGCUAUCCUUGGUUUCCAGUUUGAACUCACAUGAGCAGAUCUGACCUCAGCCUCUCAACCCUCUGCCAUUGCUCUGUCCAGUUCACACUUUAAAAGAAGCCCAGUCUGUGAGCAUUAGUGUUGGGGAAUUCACUAGUCUAUUUGUUCUGAAGCUGUCCUGUUUAAUUCGGGCUCGUUUACCAAACAUCGAGACACUAUCUUCCUAGACUUUUUAUUUUUAUCUUCUGUUUAUCCCCAUGGUUUUCCCUCAUUGUAAGACAUGGGUAGAUUUAAUGAGCCCUCUUCCUGUAGCCUCUCUCUAUUCCUAAUUAUAGUUUUUUGGUGUGUGUCUUCUAGUUUGUCCAUAUCUAUUGCUUCUCAUGCCAUCUGUUCUUUUACCAGAUGUAGGAAGAACACUAGCAUUGAGUGUCCUGUGGUAGCCCACACCUGCUUUUAUGUCCCUAUGGUACCCAGUCAUAACCUAUGUCAUUUUUGUUUGUCCCCAACCAUUAUUGUGAGAACUGACUUUAGGGAAGUCAUAAAGUAUUUGGGAUUUAAGCAGCAGACGUCCAUGAGGGUGCAAGCUGAGCUCCCCUGAGAGGCCUCCUCCUCGUGCACAUGUGUGUGUCAUUGCUUGCAACCCAAUCAUCUCUGUUAUGACAGGGAUGAUCAAAGCCAGCAGGGUUGUGUUCCUUUGUGUAACCUGAAGAUAUUUUCCACAUGCUGAGCCCUGAUGGACUUCAAAGACAGGCACAGCUGGGGAAAGCCAGACUGACGGAAGGGAGACUCUGGCCCCAAAUCCUGAAACAUCACUUUUAAUCAGAAGAGAAAUCCUGAGGGUUAAAAAUUGAUUUCAUUUGAUACUGCAUUUGAAAGAUCCUGGAUUAUCAUCAAAAAGGAGACAUCCUUCCACUACACACUCUAGAAAUGUGCAAUGGUGUUUUACAUUUCACAGUCUUUGCAAACAAGAGGGAAAAACUACAACCUUCACUUCACAUUAUUAGAACGUCUUACAUAGGAGCUGGCAUUCUGAUAUCAGACACUGGUAUAGAGAACCAUCUAAGCAUAGAGGGAACCAGUGCCACCUUUUCCAUGGCAGAAGCCAGGACAAGAUGGAGACAAGGACUUUUGAAGCAGUCAGGUCAAGUCAUGUAUUUUCUAUUUUGAAUAUAUGGAAUAUAUUUUGAAUUGUGGGAUUUUCUACUUUAAAGAGUUACUGCUGCUGUUACUUAGUAUAAGUACUGCUGUCUGUGUUAAAAGAAAAAGAACAGAAAAGGAAAGAGAAACAAUC